This is a messenger RNA of Camellia sinensis, 2705 nucleotides long. Its product is annotated as subtilisin-like protease SBT1.7. The record is from RefSeq and is a predicted model, not a curated record. Gene Ontology annotation, molecular function: serine-type endopeptidase activity. Gene Ontology annotation, biological process: proteolysis. Lineage: Eukaryota; Viridiplantae; Streptophyta; Magnoliopsida; Ericales; Theaceae.
UAAAUACACAAUCAUCCUUUGAAGCUAUUGAUUCUAUAUCUCAAGAGAGCUAUACAGUAAGAACAAUCAAUUCUACUUCACUUUACCACGAAUCUAUAAUGGCAAAACGCCAUAAAAAAAAAAUUGCAGUAGGCCAUUUUUCCUGUAGUGUGUCUCUCCUAAAGGGCGUCUUGUUUUGUUUUGAUGCAAUCAUUCUCAGAAUCAGACAACCAGCAUCUCUCCCACCUCUCUCCCUCUCUCUUAGCAAUUCUGUGACUCUCUCACUCUAUAUUAAGAAACACAGUCACUGAAGCCUCUUCAUACCCAUCUUGCACUUUGUUUGGGGGAGGGAAGAGAUGGAGAAGAAAAUUUUGAUGAAAUUUCUUAUGCUACUCUCAGCGGUUCUGGGUUUCUUCCACGUGUCCACGGCAUCAAUGGAGGAGAAGAACGAUGUACAGAAACGAACAUACAUAGUACACAUGGCAAAAUCCCAAAUGCCGGCGAGUUUCGCCGAACACACUCACUGGUAUGACUCGUCUCUCAAAUCAGUCUCCGACUCAGCCGAAAUGCUCUACACAUACAACACCGUGGUCCAUGGAUUUUCAACCAGAUUGACUGUUGAAGAAUCCCAAUCACUCGAAUCCCAACCCGGUAUUCUCUCUGUGUUUCCCGAGACCAAGUACGACCUUCACACGACUAGAACUCCUCGGUUUCUGGGCCUCGACAAAACUCCAAAUUUGUUUCCCGUGUCAGAGUCACUGACUGAAAUUAUUGUUGGAGUGUUAGACACUGGUGUUUGGCCGGAGAUAAAGAGCUUCGACGAUACUGGAUUCGGUCCCGUUCCUAGUAAAUGGAAAGGGACUUGCGAGUCCGGUACAAAUUUCACUGCAUCCAACUGUAAUCGGAAGCUAAUCGGCGCGAGGUUUUUCUCCAAAGGCUACGAAGCCGCGGUGGGUCCGAUUGAUAUAUCACAUGAAUCAAAAUCGCCGAGGGACGACAAUGGCCACGGGACCCACACCUCCAGCACAGCCGCUGGCUCCGUCGUCGUUGGCGCCAGCCUCUUCGGCUACGCUUCCGGCUCUGCUCGAGGAAUGGCCUCGAGGGCGAGGCUGGCUAUGUACAAAGUGUGCUGGAGCUUCGGAUGCUUCGCUUCAGACAUACUAGCCGCCAUGGAUAAAGCCGUCGAGGAUAACGUCAACGUUCUCUCUUUGUCGCUCGGCGGCCAAUUUAACGAUUAUUUCAGAGACGCCAUCGCAAUCGGAGCUUUCGCCGCCAUGGAAAAGGGCAUUCUGGUCUCUUGCUCAGCCGGUAACAGCGGGCCGACUCACUACAGUGUCGGAAACCUUGCUCCAUGGAUCACCACAGUCGGUGCCGGAACUUUGGACCGUGAUUUUCCGGCGUACGUUAGCCUCGGCAAUGGUUUGAAUUACUCCGGCGUGUCGCUUUACAAGGGAGCUUCGUUGCCGAAAAUGAUGCUACCAUUUGUUUACGCUGGUAAUGCGAGUAAUGAUACGUUUGGGAAUCUUUGUCUGACAGGUACUAUGAUUCCCGAGAAAAUCAGUGGGAAAAUUGUGUUGUGUGACCGUGGAGGAAAUGCUAGGGUAGAGAAAGGGGCUGUGGUGAAAGCGGCUGGAGGGGCCGGCAUGGUUUUGGCAAACAUAGCUGCGCAUGGCGAGGAGGUGUUGGCGGACGCCCAUCUACUACCUGCUACAGCGGUCGGUCAGAAAGCUGGUGACAAAAUAAAGAAAUACUUGUUUUCAGAUCCUAAUCCGAUGGCCACGAUUCUUUUUGAGGGUACGAAGGUGGGGAUUGAACCGUCCCCGGUGGUGGCAGCGUUCAGCUCUAGAGGACCGAAUUCUCUCACACCGGAGAUACUCAAGCCCGAUCUAAUCGCACCAGGUGUCAACAUAAUAGCGGGUUGGACCGGUUCACAGGGACCCACUGGAUUACCCAUUGACACGAGGCGCGUGGAGUUUAACAUUAUUUCUGGCACAUCCAUGUCUUGCCCGCACGUGAGUGGCCUUGCGGCGAUGCUCAUGGCGGCCAAACCUGAGUGGAGCAUCGCUGCUAUCCGCUCCGCUUUCAUGACCACCGCCUACACCACAUAUAAAAACGGCCACUCAAUCCUCGACGUUUCCACCGGAAAGCCAUCUACUCCGUUUGAUCACGGCGCUGGACACGUGGACCCUGUAGCGGCCCUUAAUCCCGGACUCGUCUAUGAUUUGGACGUCAACGAUUACUUGGGCUUCCUUUGCGCCUUAAAUUACACCAAGCAGCAGAUUAACAUACUUGCCAGGAAGAAUUUCACAUGUGACCCAACAAACAAAUACAGUCUAACUGAUUUCAACUACCCUUCUUUCUCUGUACCUCUCCUAGGCACGCAAGUUGGCCGCCGCAGUGGCAGAACUAUGGUGGUGAAGUAUUCGAGAACGCUCACCAACGUUGGCUCACCGGCAACUUACAAUGUGUCGGUUAGUUUAAAAAGCAAAUCCGUUAUGGUUUCGGUUGAUCCAGUGUCGCUGAGUUUCUCCCAAUUGAAUGAGAAGAAAACUUAUACGGUGACGUUUACAGCGGGUCCGAGGCCAACGAAUACAUUUAGCUCUGGACGAAUCAUCUGGUCCGACGGAGAGCAUGUUGUUAAAAGUCCGAUUGCGAUUAGCUGGAAAUAAGUGAACUGGAAAUGGAAAUAAAAAAUUAUAGCUUGCUUGGUUUUAUUUUUCUAAAAA